This is a messenger RNA of Paramecium tetraurelia, 1093 nucleotides long. RefSeq lists its product as uncharacterized. NCBI's taxonomy places the organism in Eukaryota, Ciliophora, Oligohymenophorea, Peniculida, Parameciidae. The record is from RefSeq and is a predicted model, not a curated record. The transcript has 4 exons.
AUGAAAUAUUUAGUGCUCUUUGCUUUAGUACUUUUGACAAUCGCAGUAAAUGACAAUCAGACAAAACAAAAAUCAAUUGAGGAACAACAUCCUUCUCUUUUUAGAGCAUUAAAAAACAUGGCAUUAUUACAAGAGCAAUCAUAAUAAUUGGACUACUCUCGUUUGAUCAAUGCCAUCAAUGAUCUUGAAUCUGAAAUUGCACAAAAUAAGGAAGAUGAAAAUGCUUCAUUCAACAAGGACUUUUUAUCCAACAAUGCAGAUUAAGAAUUUUAUGAAAAUCAAAUCACACAAUAUCAAGUUGAAGUGGCUCAACACGAAGUUGAUUUGGCUGAUCUUACAGAAGCUAGAAACUCAUUACAAUCACUAUUAAAUGAUUCAAUCAAGGAACAAUAGGAUGUUACACUCUUAAGAAAUUAAUUGGAUCAAUAGAUAAAGACUGAUGCUGCUAAUACUGCUGCCUAAUUAUAAGAGUUUGAUGAUUCAGCAGCUGCAAUUGACGAAGCCCUUAACUUGUUGACUUCCUUGAAGAAUGCUGAUAGUUUGGCACAAGUCAAUGACAAAUUGAAGACUCAUUUGAGUAAACAAAAGGUUUUCUUCCAACCCUUGAUCGUUGCUCUUACUGAUAUUGCUUAAUCCAAUUUCGCAAACCAAGAAUUGAUCAGCAAAGUCACUAAUCUUCUAAAUUAAUUGAGAACUUCACUCUUAGAAAGCAGAUUACAAUUGGUUGUUUCAUCUUAAGGAUUGGAAGCAUUGAAUAAGGAGUUGUUGGGCACUUACGAUGAUAAAUUGAAUGUGUUAUCCACAGUUGUCUUACCAGAUUUGAGAGAGAACAUUGAAAUCAAGGAUGCUGAAAUCAAGGCCAAGUCUAAUUUACUCAAUGAUGCCAAAUCCAAUUUGUAGGAUGCUCAAGAUAACUUGAAAGCCACUUAGGAUGCUUGGAUCGUGAGAGCUAAUUUGAACUCUAAAUUAGUAUAAUAGUAUGAUAAUGAUCUAUCACUUAUUCAAUAAGUCAAAUAAAGUUUUGAUAGGGCAGGUAUCAAAUAAUGAUUGAAUAACAAUAAUAAUUAUACAAUAUUCAUUAUCCAUUUUAAUA